Messenger RNA from Penaeus chinensis, 6989 nucleotides. It is a transcript of the gene nmo, whose product is annotated as serine/threonine-protein kinase NLK2-like. Lineage: Eukaryota; Metazoa; Arthropoda; Malacostraca; Decapoda; Penaeidae. The record is from RefSeq and is a predicted model, not a curated record. Gene Ontology annotation, cellular component: nucleus; cytoplasm. Bases 481 to 2004 code for a protein of 507 amino acids. Gene Ontology annotation, biological process: intracellular signal transduction; protein phosphorylation. Gene Ontology annotation, molecular function: ATP binding; MAP kinase activity. The transcript has 10 exons.
ACGCUUCAACAGUGAGUGAGAACGCGUCGGUGGGGGAAUAUUGCGCGCGCGUCUCUCUUCCAGACAACAGCGUGGGGAGAUUCAAAGAUUUAAAGUGGAAAUCGGAAAAGUUUUUCGAACGGAAGGGGUAAUUGUGGUUGUAAAUUGAGUUUGAAAGUGUUCGGGAGAGUGACGAGCGUGGUAGGUCCAAUACAUAGCGAGCUGGUGUGUUUUUGCUGUGUGUUGUCAGCUGUGAAGUGUCGUGCCGCAGGAGAAGCCGUUGAGGGAAGGCGCUGCCCACAGUCGCAGAUAAGAGUGAGCUUUAAGGGCUACCAGGUGUGCAGGCGGGUUCAGGUAGCCUCCGGGAGCAUUGAUACCUCGCGGAGCCCGUGUUUUGUGAAAUAUCGUGGAGGAUCUGUGAGGCCUCGCCACUCCUGCCAGCGUGUGCCCGAGAGAGCGCCGAGUCGUGUCCAAAUUGCGGGCGUUGUGGACAACCCGCCCAUGGCUCUGGUGGGCACACGAUCGGGCAGUGGGCGGCAGCACGUGAUGGCGGGCGUCGGGGAGCGAGGUGUGGGCGUGGUUCCUGCCGCCCACCACAACGCCAUCCUAGCCGCCGCCCAGCCAGGAUAUUACGCCCAUUUAGACCCGAGGGGGAGCGCUGCCCCUCAAGGUGGCACGCCCGUGGGGGCCAUCCACGCCCACCAGACCCAUCACCGAAACAGUAGCUCCAGCAGCCAACAACAGGCGCCCCCGCAGCCAGGUGGAGGGAGCGCGGGCGGUGCAGGAGGCCAACAGCAGCAACCUCAUCAUGGACAGACGCCCACGCCCGCGCCCACCAACAGUCAAGAAGUGACGCCCGACAGACCCAUCGGCUACGGCGCCUUCGGUGUAGUAUGGGCGGUGACGGACCCGCGGGACGGCCGGCGGGUGGCGCUGAAGAAGAUGCCCAACGUGUUCCAGACCCUCGUGUCCAGCAAGCGAGUCUUCCGGGAGCUGCGCAUGCUCUGUUUCUUCAAGCACGAGAACGUGUUGUCGGCGCUGGACAUCCUACAGCCUCCACACCUUGACUUCUUCCAAGAAAUCUACGUGAUCACAGAGCUGAUGCAGAGUGACCUCCACAAGAUCAUCGUGUCGCCGCAGCAUCUCUCCGCCGACCACGUCAAGGUCUUCCUCUACCAAAUCCUCAGAGGUCUGAAGUACCUCCACUCCGCGAGGAUUAUCCACCGAGACAUCAAGCCCGGCAACCUCCUCGUCAAUUCCAACUGCGUUUUAAAGAUCUGUGAUUUUGGUCUGGCCCGUGUUGAAGAACCUGAUGAAAAUAAGCACAUGACACAGGAGGUAGUCACACAGUACUACAGAGCCCCAGAGUUGCUGAUGGGGGCCCGCCAUUACACCCAAGCAGUAGAUGUGUGGUCUGUUGGCUGCAUUUUUGGCGAGCUUUUGGGGCGUCGUAUUCUCUUCCAAGCCCAGAGUCCUGUACAGCAGCUUGAGCGAAUAACAGAUCUAUUGGGAACACCAAACCUAGAAGACAUGAGAUACGCUUGUGAAGGGGCUGUGACCCACAUGCUACGCCGACCCUCAAAGCCACCCGCCCUCCCAGCCCUCUACACCCUCUCUUCCCACGCAACCCACGAGGCCGUCCACUUACUCACACAGAUGCUUGCCUUUGACCCGGAUAAACGAUUGAGUGUGACUGAAGCUCUUGCACACCCUUACCUAGAUGAAGGUCGACUACGGUAUCAUUCUUGCAUGUGUACUUGCUGUGCUUCCACAAACUGUGGGGGCCGACAGUAUACACAUGACUUUGAACCAACAGCACCACAUGCAUUUGAUGAUACUUGGGAAAAUGAGCUACACUCCAUGUCACAGGUGAAGGAUCGGUUGCACAAGUUCAUCCUGAGCCACCUGGCGCGCGACCGUGUACCUCUAUGUAUCAACCCCAUGUCUGCUGCUUACAAGAGCUUUGCCAGCUCGACAGUUGCUCAUCCUUCAGAGCUCCCGCCUUCCCCACACCAGUGGGAUUGACAGGACGCCAAACACUAGCGUCAAAGAACUUAGUGCCCCUAAACAUGCCUGUGAAAGAGCAUACAGAGACGCAGGUUGUGUGAAUCUAAGUACACUUGUGUGAAAGUGAGAGAGAGAGAGCUCAAGAUUCAUAAACUAUUGGGACUGGUCCAUAGUAAGGUGGUAAAGUCUGAUUCCUUGCAUUUGACCUGAAAUUAUUUCAAGUAUGCUGACAAUCGUAAAUCAGAGUGUAGGCAUUUACCAUUGCAAUUGGAUAUCAACACAUGGUCCAAGUCUUUACAAUUUGUAGGAUGGGAUCAUUCUUUAUUUUUUCUUUUUUUAAUCAUUGAUUUAAAACUUUCAUAUCAUACAUUCACCUUUUUCCAUAGAAUCUGAUUUCAUGAAAGGGCUCACUAGCAAAAAAAAAAUAAAAAAUAAAAAAAUAAAAAAAAGAGAGGGAAAGAUAAGAAAAAUGACGAGGUCAGUGAAUUGACUGUUUAAAGGCGAUUGUAAGUUUAAAGUACGACUGACUCUGUGAAGAUGUACCCAGGAUUAUGAGAGUAUAUUGCAGAAGCAGUGAAAUAAUGAUAAGUCUCAAUGAAUUGAUAUACAUGACUGUUGAACAGAAAGAGAAAAGAAAAAGAAAAAAAGGCUCACAUGAGAAAUGUUUGAGGCUUCAUGUGCCAGUUCCUUAGUCAGACAAAUCACUGCCAUGUACACUAAGGGUAAUGUGUGUGUGUGAUAUGGCCUCGUCCCCCUACCAUAUGCAUGUAUUGACUGCUGGGUACUAGAGUGGAAGCAUCCCCCUGUGUUGUGGAUGAUGAGCAAGUGACAAGGACGAAGAUUUUCCCAAAGGUCUUAUCGAUUGAGAAAUGAUCCAGCAUAACUUGGACACCCUCGACGCUCAACGCACCAUGAUCUCUUUUUUGCCCGGGCUCCUUAUUGUGAGGCUGCUGCUGACAUGUGGAAGGUAGCUGAAGCCUACAAGGUUGACGAUUAUAUGUGAAGAUUCUGCUUAAUGUGAUCAAUACGGAAUUACCCUCACCUGAAAGAUGAUGAAAAAGAAAGAAAAAAAAAAUUGUACCCAUAAGUAUAGUAUAAUAUCAAUCUGGAUGACUAUGAAUAUCUUCUUGAUUAAUUUUGUUUUAUGAAAUGAUUUCAGUUUACAGUAAAAAAAAAAAAAAAAAGAAAUAAAUUAGUAGUGUUAUGUAAGAGGGGUUGGAUUUGUGAUAACAUUAGUGCAGACUUUUUGUAUAUUCAGAUAAUGUCUUGUCAGAUGGUCUCUUGUAGUACCAGGGUUUCAUUUCUAUGCAUCACUUAUUAGCCAGAAGAAAAGAAAAAUUCUGUAUUGAAGAGAUUUCUUUAUAUCAUAGGAAAAAUUUUUUCUAAAAAUUUUAAAUGUAGGGCAGUCUUUUGCCUCUCUUCUCUGGCUCUUAAUUAAUGCUUAGGAAUCUGGCUCAGACUCUCAACCCUUGCUCUCAGGAAUUACAGUGUACACAAGUGCUUUUAGUUUUGCCUUGUUUUACAAUCAUCAGCCAAUGCAUUUUUAUUUUGAUCAGUUUUAUUUAUACUUUUUUUUUCCUUUUCUUAGAUAAAUUUAGCUGGUGAUUUGAACUGUUAACUAUGUUUGAUGUGGAUGAAAAGUAUUCCUUUCUGUCCUCAGUGUUUUAACAUUUUUAAAAAUAUAUCCCUUUUGUUAAAGGAUUUUUGAAGUUUCACCAUUUUAAAAAAUGGUGCAUGUCAAGACUUCAAGUGAAUUUUAUGUGCAAUGUAAUUUAAAUUUGGUAUUAAGAUAUUCAGGAAAGAAAUUAUUAUUAUUAUUUUUUACUUGAAUUUUUUUUGGUGUGAAUCAGGAAGAUCACUGUAACACCACCAGGCCAGGAUUUAGGAAGACUGUGAUAAUUCUGGAAAUAAUUGUGAGAAGGUACAGCGAGAUGGUUCUUCAAGCUGUCUGCUCAACGACUCAUGCACUGCGAGUAGAAGCUGUAUAAGGGUAAUCACUUCUAAAGGUGCUCACACUUUUAUAGAAUUGCAGCUCUCGAUUGGUCUUUUACCUAAACUAUGUCAGAGGUUGGAACAAGAUGACAAGACUGCACACGGUCAACAGAGAAACUGUUUCCUAGAGUGCCGUGGGAAGCAUUACUUUUUUUUUAUUGUGUAUGUGUGAUCAUGGUGUUCUUCUCUGUAGUCCAGCUUGAUUAUUCCAAUAUGAGGGAAGUAUUUAGACUUACAUGGUAAUGUGUAUACAUAUAGAUUGUGAAAAACAAAAGAAUAACUGACAAAAAAAGUAUCCUGUAUGUUGUAUGGUUUUCUAGUAGUUACAGUUCACUCAGCUUAGAAAAAAAACGAGGACUGAGAGAAAGAGUGAAAGAAAGAAAAGAAAAAGGGGAUUGCUUCAUUUCCCUUUCCUAAUUUGUGGGAAAAAAAAGAGGAAAAUAUGGAUAGCAAUUUUCUCUUUUAUGAUGAAUUUAAAAAGAACUUGAAAAGAAAUGAAAAUAUUAGAAAGAACGAGAGAGAGAAAAAGAAAGGAAAACAAAACACAAGAAACAGAACAAGGAUGUUGAGUUUAGCCAUGAUAUACACUGACUACCUCACAUGAUUUUCAUUGUUGCAGCUGGUUCUAUCAUGCUGCUUAUUGUAUUUUUGUUUGUUGAUAUUUGUAGUGUGUACAACCUACAAGCUCAAGCAAGGUAUAUGAUCAGUCCAGAAGUUUUUUGAUAUGCUCCAUUACCCUUAUGGUGUCUUGUUUUGUAAUAUAUACUUUUUUUCAUAAAACUGAGUGAACAUUAUUCAUUAUUGUUAACAUGAUUACAGUUAUGAUUUUCUUAAUUUAUAACUUUUCUCUAUUUAUUUAUCCAUGUUAGCUUCUUUUUUCCAUGUUGUUGAUAUCAUGAUUUAGGAUCAUUUCUUGUUAACAAUCACACUAUAAGCAACCUCCUUUCACACUAGGGUAUAUUAGGGAAAUAAUGCUCAAAAAGAAUUUGUAAUAUAUUCAUCCAUUUUUAUAUAUUUAUUGUUUUUAUCUUGUGAAUUUUUUUUCUUUUUAAAAUGAAACAAAGAGUGAGGUUUGUCUUUAAAAAAAAGUAUUAUGUUACUCAUGGAAAUAUAAUGGCACUGUCUUGAUGCCAUUUGUAAUAUACUUUGUGUUGGAUGCCACACACUGUUGAAUUUGUUUAUUGUAACAAAAAGGUUAUGUUAUGUGGUAAAGUGCUCCUUUUUUACUUAUUUGAUUUCCUUUUACACUUUUCAUUUACUGUUUACACUUUUCAUUUACGGUUUACCAAAUGAAAAGGCCACGAAAACAGUAUUCCACCUGUAAUAAGUAUGGAUAAGCAAAGGUGUGAUGUAACUGUGUGAAUAAAGAGUGGAAACGUCUCAAGCCAAGUUAACACUAAUUGUGGGUGCCAUCACUACUCAGACUACAGGAGCAUAUUGAUGGCCAGAAGCUUCAGACAAUGUGAUCCCAUUUGCUAUUAUUACAUGUAUAAUAUUAAUUUUACCUGUGGAGAUGCUGCUCCCACUAUUAUUAUUUUUUUUGUAUGGUUUUCCUUCUGAUUCUAGUUCAUAUUGUUAUGAUUAUUGGACAACUUUGCUUAAAUCUUAGUCUGAUUAUUACGAUUGUCAUUGUCAUAACUAACUUCCUCCCUCCCUCCCCCCCCUCCCCUCCCUUUGACAAUUUUUACCCUUUGGUUGAUGGUUUCACAUUACAACUGAAGUGUCCAGAAAGAUCUCCAAGUCACUCCCCAUCCUUGAGUGGCUGCAUGCAUGUGCUUCCUAAGGAUGGGGAUGCAACAAAUACGUGUAGAUAUUACUUGUACAGCAUUGUAGUAUGGGAGUGAGUGCAGUGUGAGGAUUGUUGCAUAAAUCAAGUUGUGAAAGACCUUGAAUGGCAAGGAUGCAGCUCGAAUUUUGGUCGACUGUAUAUAUAUUUUUUUUUUUCUUUUUGUAGUGAGUUGUGAAUGUAACAGUUAUUGUGCCUGCCAUUCAAUCUUCCUGAUUAUGUAUAUUAAAUUAUGAUUUACUAGGAUAAGUUUUUUUAUUAUUAUUAUUAUUUUUUUUUUUUCCAAUCUGUAAAUGUAGUGAAAUUUUGUAAAAUGCAGUUGCAGACUAAUUCAAGAAUCAGUUUAAGGAGAACAUAUUUUUAAACAUCCAUUUUUAUGCCCGUUUUAUUUUAAAAAAUGAAAAUGCAUGAUUAUUUAUAGGAGUCCUCAUGGAUGAUGUAUAGGUUGCAUCUUCAGCUAUGAAAUAUUGGCAACUGAAAUGUGUAUAAGAGUAUGAGCAAUUUUUGUACGUUUUUACCGAGAUGUUGAGGUCAGGUGUUUUCUUAUGGGUCAGGUAUGAUCCAUCUCUUAAUGUUUUUUACCCGACAGUGCGGGUAUUUGUGUGUUUUGCAUGAAGACUGUUCCACUGUUUUCUCAUAACUGUGGCAAGAUCAGAUUUGGAUGGUGUAGAUGUUAGUAUAAAUGGUAUUGUUACUGUGUAUCACAGCACCUACCAAGAAGAUAAGCAGUAGGAUCAAGAGGACCUACUCCAGUGUGAGUUGAUCCUUGUGAAGUAUUUCAGUAGGCGGUCUUGCCACAUUAUAACUGUAUUAAUAGUAACAGUCUCCCAUCUUAGAGCUCCUACUAAUAAGGCACAGAACAGUGUGACGAAUUUAGGCUGAGUUCCUAGAAGACACCUCAUCAGUAGCGAGGAAGUGCUACCUCUCAUAUUACUAGCCAACACUUUGAACCAUCAUUCAACAACCACAAACAAACCUGCUUUAUUACUUUGCUCGAAGUGGCGUUUCAGAAUUACUUCCUAAGAUUUAGCUGCUAUACGGGACCGACACUCACUGUUAAUAUGUUGCAAUAUUACUGAAAGGCAAGAAUGUUCAUUGCCUUAAAAAAUGUCUCGCCGAGCAUUUGUCAACGGAACAUUGUCAUAACUGCCCACAUUUUGGUGUAUUCUUUUAAGCAUUAUGCCCUACGUGGUCAUACGUGAUAAUAAAAUAAUUUUUGUACUUG